Molecule: messenger RNA, 7881 nt
Organism: Schistosoma curassoni
Lineage: Eukaryota; Metazoa; Platyhelminthes; Trematoda; Strigeidida; Schistosomatidae
Source: the annotation of a GenBank genome assembly
GUACCCUUCAAAUGACCCUUGUUCCAGUUUAAUAAUUUAAAAUUUGAUCUAAACUACUUGAUCGUUAAUAAAAUAUAAUCAAAAAAAUAAAUAAGAAAAAUAUUUAAAGUGAUUCACUCAUAAUAAUCUUAUUUUAAAUUUAUUCGAGAUCAAAUACAAACAAGAAUGUUAAGUUUUUUCAUAUUAAGCUUUUUUACAACAGGUCUAGUUACUUCAAUCGAGCAAUCUGAGUUGAAUUUUGGCUAUAAAGAUGUAGCAUGCAACCUAUUGGAAUUGGCACAAGAGAAAAGUUUACAAAUUAUAAAAGAAGAACAAUUCACCAGGAAUAUCAUUGAAUAUAUAUUGUCAAUAACAUGUGAAAAUAUAAAUGAUAUGAAUAAAAAACUUCAGUGCAAACAUUCAAUGGUUAGUGAAACAAGAACACUCCUAAAAGAUUUCAUUGAAUUCGUCGAAUCCAAUCGUUUCAAAACAAUGGUGAAUUGGUGUCAGUCCACAUUGGAAACACCUCAACAUGGUAAUUCCAGCUUUUUGUGUUCAACAUGUGAAAUGGCUGUAUCAUAUUUGAAAACUUUCAGUAAAUCUGAAGAAGCAAAAUCAUUUGUACAUCAAGCUCUUGAUAAAAUUUGUUCACUAACUGGAUCUUUUCAAGUUCAGUGCUCAUUUCUAGGAGGAAUGUUCAUUGACAAAUACAUUGAUACAAUCUCUAGCAUGGAUCCAGAUUCGGCUUGUAUGGUAAUUUAUUAUUUUUUAAAAAAUAAUAUGAAAACAUUGAACAUUUUUUUACUUGAACACAAAUCUUAGUAAAGUCAUAUUUAAAAGGAAUGAAAAACUAUUUUACACACUUUUAGAGGAAUUUCAAUCAAUGUGAGUAAUUAGUGUUUUGUAUAUCUACAGAUGGAUAGUUUUUCUGAAUGAAAUAUAACUAACACUGAGGUAUCAUAAAUGAUUUUAUUGCUGAUUGUAUAUACAUAUAUAUAUUUAAUUAUAUUCGCACUAUUCCGCUUGAAUAAGUACCUACUGCCAACAUAUAAACAUGAUAUUAGGUCACUAAACCCUGUAGGAUUGUGAUAAUUGCCGCUUAUCAGCUAUAACACUAUCAUUACUAAUAGUGAAUAAAGUAAUAUGAUAUUUUACCAUUAAAUAUUUUUGUUUUAUUUAAUGAAAGAAUGUCAGUAAAUAUAAAUACUGAUUGUACUAAAUUCUAAUAUCUAUAGAUUACAUGUUACCAUGACAAGAAUCAAUCUGGUUAGUUUGAAAUUUUUAUGAACGUAUUUUGCGAAAGAACUGUAGGAUAAAUAGGUAUAUGUUAAGGAAGAAAGAAUGAUUUCCAGAAAUUCCGAUUAUUUAUUGUCUGAUACGAUGAAACGAUAAUUUUAGAUCUUCACAAUUUAACAUAUUGAAAUGUAACUACAAUAGACAUUUAUUACUCAUAAGCGAUAACCGAACCAAGUAAUCUAUUCAGUACAGACAGUGUGUUGUGUGCUACUUAUGUCGACAGAUAUAAGUAGUAUUUAACAUCAAUCGAAAGUGGAAUGCCUGACAGUAGAAGGUUGAAAAGAUUGAAUAGAACAGUACGGAAACAGAGAGUGGUUGGUAUGGAAACGAAGGGACAACAAAGUCUAGGACAAUUGAUGAACAUUUUGCAAAUGAGUUAUUGAACAUAUAAACAAAUAACUCUGUAACUCUUUGUUCAAAUACAUUUGGUUGUCCCGUUUACGUCCCCGUUCACUACGAUAGUUUACUGAAACAAAUUCGUGCAAAACGAAACAAAUACUCAGUUGGAUGAAUAACUUUGCAUUUUGCAGACUUUCAUUCCUUUACUUCAACGUAGUAUUUUUUUUUACAAAUUUAGAGUAUCAAACUGAUUACAUAACAUUUACUGACUUCAUUAUGUAUGUCAGUCGAUUUGUGAUCGUUGACGUCGACGUUAACUAAUUGCAAUGAAUCUCAAAUGUAUAUUUAUGCUUUGUUUUCUUAAAUUUUCAUGUUGUUUUCAGACAAUGCACAUGUGUUUAUGAAAAUAGAUACGGUCAACUUAAAUAUGUAAAAGAAGAUUUCGGUUUAAUUGAAAUCGAUUUUAUUACUAAAAUUAAUUACUUAAUGUUUGUAAAUUUAAUACACCAUUUAAACAAAGUUUUGAAAAAUACUUUUAUUAUAUAUAUACAUGAAGCAUUAAAAUAAAUCGUAAAAACAUUAUUGGUUAAAUGAACAGUAAGUGAAACAUUCUGUCUUCAUUACUGUUUUAAUAUUUGUUCGACACAAACAUUUGAAUUCAGGACUCGCGUUUCAUUCUAUUUGCUACUCGUCAGUUGGAUUUACCUGUAUUUCAGAGUUGAUAUUCACUCUGAGACUCAAACUCAGUACUGUUCGUUUCAAACGCCAUCGCGUUAUCCACUUAGCUUGUGAAUUAAGUCAAUAUCGAGGCGAAACGCAGAGUAUGCAUAUAUUCCAAUAAAAAAAUUGAUCAAUUCCAGUCCUAAACAACAAUAGGAAGAUUCAAACAAACAGUACUAAGUGAAAUUAAACUUCACCUCAUUGUACAAGCAAGUGGCUAUCAGGACUCAGUAGUUAAAUGGAUAAAGAAAUAGCGUUUGAAGAGAACGGUAAUGGAUUCAAGUCCCCGGAGAACAUCAACUCUGAGAUGAAGGUACAUCCAGCUAAUAAGUCCCUAUAUAGGACGAAACGUGGGUCUUGGAUUCCACUGCUAUCCACUAUCCAUCUUUGCAUCUAAUACUUGUGAAUUAAGGCUAUAUCAAGGCAAUACGUACAGUAUGUACAUGUCUCAAUAAGAGACUGAUUACUUGCAGUCCUGAACAUCACUGAGAACAUUCAAACAAACAUUACCAAGUGAAUGAACAUUAUUGUUUUAACUAAAUUCUUAUCAUGAUGACAUUUCCAGAUACAAUGGUAACAAUAAAAUACAUUAUAUCAAUAAACUUAAUAAGUAAAAAUUUUAAAAAAAAUUGUUAUGAUGACAACAGGGGAAUUGUUGUGAUAAUAAUAUUAAUAAUAAAGCCUUGGAUCAGUGUUUCAAAUUAGGAAGUAGUUCAAAAAACUAAUAAUAUUCACUAUAGAUUACUAAAACUACAUAAUAAGGAGUGUUGAAAUUACUAGAUAGUGGAGAAUAUUUUAGAGAAAGGGUGAAGGAAAAUAAGCAAACAAAAGACAUCCAGAAUAAAAAUAAUAAUAAUAAUAAGUAAAAUCUUUAGCUAGGCUUUAUUUAGAAAAGGAAGAGAUAAGAAUGCUACGAAUUACUUAUGGAUAUAAGUGCUUAAGAGUUAUUCAAUAAAUUAUUGGCUAAGCUGUCUGGCUGCAUAUACGAUAUGGCUUUCUUUAUAGGAGUAGCUGAAUUCACAGAUACACAUAGUUGCGGUAAAAUCUUGUGAUUCAAUAAUUUAACUAUACUCUCUUAAUAAAUGACCAUGGAGAUUCUGGAGCUUUUAUCUACCAUCACAUUUUGCACUAACAUUCAUAAAACUCAAAAUCAUUCUUCCUAAUAAUUUAAUAUCAGCGACGAGAACUUUUGAAAGACAGUAUGGAUAAUUAUAUAACCGUAAUAAUCAAACUAUGUUUUAUAAGUUAAUUGCAGUCAGAAAUGUGAACAUUUAAAUUUUGAAUAUUCGAAUUACAGCAAUCUCACACUGUUAUUGUAAAUUACAGUCAAAGUGAUAGCAUUAUGAUUUUAAAGAGUUCCACCAUUCUAGAAAGAAACCUUUUUUCUACUUUUAUCUGGUUUAUAAAUGAUGUCAGCUUAAAAUGGAAAUAAUCGCCUAGUUAAGAUGAAUUUCAUUAAAAUCUCUGAAACAGAUACAUUUAGAAGUUAUUGUUGAUAGUUAGUUAAAACUAAAUGUAAUUUUCGAAGCUUAUCAACCGAUAAUACUAAUGUCUACAAUAAAUUUAACAUCAUGAGUUUAGUGCUAUUAUUCAUUAAUGUCUGAAAACACUUUUCAGAUCCAUGACAAAUAAAGUGAUUACGCUUUGAACCAAACUUAACCGUUCACAUUUAUUUCCAUAUUCAUGAAACUGAAUAAUGUUUUUAACCAGGAUAUACAUGUUAGUCUAUCCAGGGCUGAUAAUAUGUCUCUUAAUUAUUAUCAAUAAAACCAAUUCAUGAAUUAAUGAUUAUUUAAGCCAAUUUUGAAACGUGCUACAUUGAACUAGGUGAACGUUUUUAUCUAAAGUUGAUUGGUGUAAACACUCGAAUCAUUUCAGUAAACCAUUAGAAUCAAAUGAGCUUAAUUAUACUAUUGCACCAACUUGUAGUCGCAUGUACACUACUUUGAUUUUAUGUUUGUCUUUAGACAGUAGAGUUAUACAUACAAGAUACAUGAUCGUAAAACUAUGUUCAUUUUACCUUUAAUUAAUAUUGCUGUUUCUCAUCCAGUUCAACUGUGUAUAUUCUCCAUACAAAACAAAGCGCAUGCAAAUUCAUACCACUUAAACGUGUGGCCGCAAUACUAGUAUUUCGAUUAUUAAUUAAAUGACUAGACAACAAUUAUCAACAAUUGUAAACAUCUCAGUCUCAAAGAUCAGUCAUGGCCUGAGUAGCUUAGUGGUGAUGUCUGAAACUGUAAAGUUAUAAAAAGUAAAUUAAAAUCUCACAAGAUUUAUGAAUUCCUUCUAGAACACAGAUAUAUUUUGCUAACAGGUAUCAAUCAUCAGGUUUUGCUGUCAACCAUGCCCAACUUUUGUUAUCUUCAAAUUACAUAUCAUGGCCACUGAGCUGGCAUCCAACGGUAUUAAUGUAUAACUUCAACCAAUCCAUGAUCUUGAGUAACCAUUCUUACAUUGUCUGAGGGAGAUAACUAUCUCUACUCAACACGGAUUUGACUCCGCUGGUCAAAGUUUCUCACCAAAACUCCAUCAGAUCCAUCCAGAAGCCAGUCACUAGUGAACGUAGGUGAGGAGUUCUGUACAAGAACAAAACGACUAUCUAGUGAUUACAGGUUUUCAAAGAUUCUCUAGCUUAGAUCUGUUCAUGAAUUCAACUAAAAAACUUACUACAGUCUCCACAAACCUCCAUUCUGUUAAUGAUUUUAUUUCAUUAACAUUUUUCCUUCAAAUCUUCGUAAAAUCUAUGACUUAUUUUUGACUACUCGUGAGUAGAUAAAAAAUAUAAUAAAAGGGCGGUAAAUGUUUUUUAGAUGUUAGGUGGUGACUACCAACGAAAUGAAGGAUGCGUUUCAUCCUGCUUGGAAUUCAUUAACUAAAUGAACUGUAUCUCAAUGUCGAUUUCAAUUCUGAGACUUAAACCAAUAGCCCCCCUUAGUUCAGAAGGACACCGAAUUAAUUUUCAUUUUUAUAUUUUAUUCAUCAUGAAUUAAGAGAAUGUCGAAGUAUUAAUUCAUGCAAAAUAAAAUUUUAAAGAACGGAUUUUCAAGAAUCAAAUUCACAAUGUGAAAAAAAACGCUUUCAAAAAUAAAUUUUUGAAUAAUCGAUUCUGAAACUCUUCAACACUUCUAUGGAAGUGUAUUGUUAUCUUAUGGUUUACUUUAAAUAUGCAUUAGAAAAUUCAAUGAGUUAAUGUUAUUAAGAUAAUCAUUUCACAAUUUCACAGUUGAAUUAGUGAGUAGUAUGGUCAAUUUUAUUCACGUUAAAUUUUGAGCUCUCUAGAUCAUAAGACAAGAACGCAGAUUUGCAGAAACAUACUUUAUAUGACGGAUUAAAAUUUAAUGGAAGCAAGUUAUACGGUGUACUUCUGUCGCGUUAUAUAAAUUUUCAGUAAAGUAUAACCUCUACUUCACUCGACGUUGAAGAAGACUUUCGGUUUCAUUGUACUCAACAUGAUUAAAUAUUCUAAUUCCUAUCUGUUCGCAAGAUAUGAUGACAAUUAUUUGAUUAGUGAGAAGUUACAGUCUUCUGGUCAAACGUGUCUAUAACGAUUUGGUUACUAUAUAAUAGGAAAUUAUAUAUUUUUUAAUUGUUCUUUGGCUGAUAUCAAACUUUAACUCACCAGAGAUCUUGACAAUUAGAAUCAAUUUGUAGAAGUUUUUAAAAAAUUCUGAAAUACAUAUAAAUCCAUUACUGUACAACUAAUCAAUCUCUUGAAAUCAACAAAGUAGUCCUAUAAACAAUCAUGAAGUUAAUGCGUAAUGUUAUGCUCAUAAUAACUGAUAGCACAACAAUAGUGUUAACUCAGUUUACUGAAACUUUAUACAGCGUUGACAAAAAAUAUUUAAAAUGAUUGCCGUAAUUCAUUCAUCUCUAUAUAUAGUCACAAACAUUCACAAAAUAUAAUUCUAUUCUACCACAGUAACUGAUGUUAUCCUUAGGUUUCUUAAUGUAAAUAUAAAUGGUUACUAAGGUCCCUACAUUCCGUUUCCUGAUUAUUAUUAUAAAAAACAAGUGAAUGAAUGUCAGGUAAUCACUUUGCAUGUCAUAACUGUAAAAAAAGCAUCAUCAUUUAGUAAUUUACUUCUUGUGUUUGUUACAUAAUCUUUUAACUAUAUAAAUAUGGCUUAGUUUAUUGAAGCCUACAAAAGCGAUAAACAAUAUAUUAAAUAAUAAUAAAAGAAAGAUCAAAUAAGAAAGUAUUUUGUAUUGUUUAAAAAAUACAUUUCCAUAUAGUAAACUCAUUAAUUUCUAGUCGGUUUACUAAACAUAACAAUUUUCAAAGAUGAGUUACCUUAUAGAUUGUUUUUGUUUAACAACAAUAAACAGUCCUAAUGUGAAUAUAAAGUUACUUCAGUUUAAAUACACACACACACACCAUAAACAACUUUGUUAAGUUUCAAAAAAUCAUAACAUGGAGUAUCUUAUAGUUCCUUCUCUUUUUUUAAAAAAAAACUAUUCUCAACUGAAGUCAUUUGAGUUCUAUUUGAAUGUAGGUAGAAUAUUUAUGGUAAAAAAACAGUGGAAUAUGUCCUUAAAAUCAGGUCAAACAAAUAAUCAGGAAGUAGAAGAAAAAACACAAUGACAACAACAACAACAAAUAAGUUACUAAAAGUUGAAUUGUUUUAGUAGUAAACAGACAUCAGCACAUAAAGUUUCCAUCUUAACUGACUUUAACAAAAGGAAAAUUCGAAUGAAGUCAAAUAUCACAUGAUAUUGUUUAGUUAAAUCUUCCCAUCGAUGUUUAGGACUGCAGUUGAUCAGUCUCAUAUUAGUAUAUGUGCAUCCUGUGAAGAUUGUUUUAAGUCACAAGCUUUAUAAGCAAUGAUGGAUGGUGGUUAGCAGUGGGAUCCGGGACGGGCGUUUUCGUCCUAUUUGCGACUCGUGAGCUAGAUGUCCCUGAGUUUCAGAAUUGAUGUUCACUUCGAGACUCGAAACCAGUACAGUUUGCUUGCGACUUAACGCAAUAUCUAGGCAGUUUGCAAAGAAUGCACAUAUACCGACAAGAGACUGAUUGCAUUUUCAAACAACAACCGGAAGAUUCAAGCAAAUAAUACCAUAUGAAUGCGAAGUUCACCACAAUGCACAAGUGAGUGGCUAUUAGGACUCGUUUUCUGAAAUGAUCAUUUUGGCUUCUCUUCUUAAAAGAUUUAGUGCUGGAGAAAUAGUCGCACUCUCUUAACUCCGACUGUGUCUCUGCUAAGGCUAUUUCCGAUCCCACGUUCGAGUAAACGAGAAGGGUUAGGAAUGGCUCGAAAUCCCUAUCCUGCAAAAGGAAACAACGCCAGAAAAACGCUAUCCAGAAUAAAUAAAUGAAACCAUUUAAAACCUGACCCAAGAUACCAAAGAUGAUAAUAGAGAUCAGUUUCACAAAAAGCUCCAACCCAUCAUAGAGAAGUGCAUUGGAAACGACAUCACCAUCCUGAUGAGACACCUAAACAUCAAACUCCGAAUCGACAACACCACUUAUGAAGGUACAACCCGAUCACGAGAAUGGACUAGGAGAAACGAAGCAGAAUGUUGACAGAGCUGAAAAUUUGUGAACAUUCA